UUUAAGGCGCGCCCAACGGUCGAUUUCGCCUUUCUUCUUGUUCAAGAUUCUUGUAGCUUGUGGUAAAUCAUAACCGAUUUAAAAAAUUAAUUAUGAGGGAAAUCGUACAUAUUCAAGCUGGACAAUGCGGUAAUCAAAUCGGUGCCAAGUUUUGGGAAGUAAUCUCUGAUGAGCACGGUAUCGAUCCCACUGGCACAUAUCAUGGGGAUUCUGAUCUUCAGCUAGAAAGAAUCAAUGUAUACUACAAUGAAGCAUCAGGUGGAAAAUAUGUUCCUCGUGCAAUUUUAUUGGAUUUGGAGCCUGGUACUAUGGAUUCUGUUCGAUCAGGUCCAUUCGGACAACUCUUUAGGCCCGAUAAUUUCAUCUUUGGUCAAAGUGGUGCUGGAAACAACUGGGCUAAAGGUCACUACACUGAAGGAGCAGAGUUGGUCGACACUGUCCUAGAUGUUGUGAGGAAAGAAUCCGAAAGUUGUGACUGUCUUCAGGGAUUUCAGUUGGCUCACUCUCUUGGUGGUGGCACUGGCUCCGGAAUGGGAACCCUACUUAUUUCCAAAAUUAGAGAAGAGUAUCCAGAUAGAAUAAUGAACACUUUCAGUGUUAUGCCUUCACCUAAGGUUUCAGACACGGUUGUAGAACCAUACAACGCAACCCUCUCAGUCCAUCAGUUAGUUGAGAAUACAGAUGAAACUUUUUGCAUUGACAAUGAAGCACUGUACGACAUCUGCUUCAGAACCCUCAAGCUCACCACCCCGACCUACGGCGAUCUCAACCACCUAGUCUCUGUCACCAUGUCUGGCGUCACGACCUGCCUCCGUUUCCCUGGUCAACUGAACGCGGACUUGAGAAAGCUCGCCGUCAACAUGGUACCAUUCCCCAGGCUUCACUUCUUCAUGCCAGGCUUUGCCCCGUUGACAUCCAGGGGAAGUCAGCAAUACAGAGCAUUGACCGUACCCGAAUUGACGCAGCAGAUGUUUGACGCCAAGAACAUGAUGGCAGCUUGUGAUCCCAGGCACGGAAGGUACCUGACCGUCGCUACCAUCUUCAGAGGCAGGAUGAGUAUGAAGGAGGUCGAUGAACAGAUGUUGAACGUCCAGAACAAGAACAGUAGCUACUUCGUUGAAUGGAUUCCAAAUAAUGUCAAGACCGCAGUUUGUGAUAUUCCACCCAGAGGACUUAAAAUGUCUGCUACUUUCAUUGGUAACAGCACUGCCAUCCAAGAAAUCUUCAAGAGGAUCUCUGAGCAGUUCACUGCUAUGUUCCGCAGAAAGGCUUUCUUGCAUUGGUACACUGGUGAAGGUAUGGAUGAGAUGGAAUUCACUGAAGCUGAAUCCAACAUGAACGAUUUGGUAUCAGAAUAUCAACAGUACCAAGAAGCUACAGCUGAUGAUGAAGGUGAUUUCGAAGAAGAGGAAGUAGCUGGUGAAACUGCCUAAUUUCUUCGCUGAAUGUUAAUAUUGUGAUUUUCCCUCCCAUUGGACUUCAGAUCCCAUUCUCAGUACGCUUGUAUUGUACUUUUUUUGCACUUUUUGAAUAAUCCAUUAAAUCUGUUAUGUUCA
Uloborus diversus is the source of this 1556-nucleotide messenger RNA. RefSeq names its product tubulin beta chain-like. The record is from RefSeq and is a predicted model, not a curated record. The transcript is spliced from 6 exons. Gene Ontology annotation, cellular component: cytoplasm; microtubule. Gene Ontology annotation, molecular function: GTP binding; GTPase activity; structural constituent of cytoskeleton. The coding region runs from base 93 to 1433 and encodes 446 amino acids. Gene Ontology annotation, biological process: mitotic cell cycle; microtubule cytoskeleton organization. Lineage: Eukaryota; Metazoa; Arthropoda; Arachnida; Araneae; Uloboridae.